Molecule: messenger RNA, 3559 nt
Organism: Amphibalanus amphitrite
Lineage: Eukaryota; Metazoa; Arthropoda; Thecostraca; Balanomorpha; Balanidae
Exons: 16
Coding region: 583-2448 (621 amino acids)
Biological process (GO): protein modification by small protein removal
Molecular function (GO): peptidase activity
Source: RefSeq, a predicted model, not a curated record
GUCGGUCUCGACGGCAAACCGCAAUUGACACUCGCGGCCCGAGCUGCUCCGCUCCUCUUGGGAGAGAACUUCUCACGUGAGAACUUUUCACGUAAGAGCGUCUCGCUCGAGACACUCGCGACUGGUUGUGCGAGAGAUAGUCCAGUCGGGGCUUAGCGCAAUCCGAGGUUGUCGGUGUGUGAAAGGUGGAAGAGUCACUGAGGUGCCGAGAGACGAGUGGUGUUUGAUUUUGAAACGACGGCUUGUUUGAGAGGGAUUUCCGUCUGCUCAGCGGCUCGUUUUCGUAGCGGUCCACCGGCUCGGUCCUUCAGUCCAGCAGUCCGUCGGUCCGUCAGUCCGUCGGUCCACUCGUAAGACGCUGACGGGCUGCCACUGACGCCACUGACAGGCCGCCACUGACGCCGCUGACGGGCCGACGUUGACAGGCCGCCGCUGACGGGCCGACGUUGACGCCGCUGACAGGCCGCUACUGACGCCGCUGACAGGCCGCUACUGACGCCGCUGACAGGCCGCUACUGACGCCGCUGACGGGCUGACGUUGACAGGCCGCCACUGAAAGGCCGACGUUGACGGGCCGCCACCAUGUCGGAUGACGAGGCCGCCAGUUCCUCCGUGUCGGUCUACAUCUACGACCUGACCGCGGGCCUGGCGCAGAUGUUCUCACAGGCCCUGCUCGGUCAGCAUGUCGAGGGGAUCUGGCACACAGGCGUGGUGGCGUUCGGACGCGAGUACUUUUUCGGCAGCGAGGGAGUCCAGAGCUGCGCACCGGGCGGGACGAUACUGGGCGAACCCACUCGCGUGGAGCGUAUCGGUGAAACUGAGGUGCCUUACCAGCUCUUCCUGGAAUACGUCUUCGGACUCGGAGAGAGCACAUUCGCGCCCGGAAAGUACAACCUAAUUGAGCACAACUGCAACAACUUUGCCGACGAGGUGGCCACCUUUCUCUGCGGCCACGGCAUCCCAAAGUUUAUCCUCACACUGCCUGACGAGCUGUUGAACACACCCCUGGGUCAGACCGUCGCUCCACUGCUGGCCAGUUUAUCUCUGAAGCGUAGCCCCAACGACCCGCUUUCCGUGCCAGUGCGGGACGUCAGGAGCUCGAACAGAGAGGACAGUCCAGACUUCGUGGAGCUCAACCAGCGAGUCGAGGAGAUACGCAAACAGAACCAACUGCUCGACGAGAGACGCAGCUCGCUCAGCGAAAAACUCCACAAGGCGGAGAAGAAGAAGAAGAAACGCGACGGCAAGUCUCACAAGAAGCGUCGCUCGCGUGCCGGCUCUGCGGACCUUCUGGACGUAGAGGAGAGCUCGAGGUCGGAGCAGCGUGUCGGGUCCCCGCGCCGUGUCACCUUUAGCCAGCCGGAGGAGCCUCGUGGCCCGGCCGACGGUCAGUGCGGAGCCUCCAGCUCACCAGAGCUCAGCUCCCGGCCGCCCCCAGCACCAGCACCAGCGCGCUCAGCACCAGCUCGCUCAGCAGCAGCCAUGUCUGACGGCACGCCCCCGCCACCGGCCGAGACGCGCCCCCCGGCCCCGGGUGCCGAGGAACCGGAGCCAGAGAAGCCGCGCAUCCCGCCCGUCGUCUUCAAGGACGCCGUUAGUGAUGUAAAGGCUGAGUUUGACGGCCUCCUGAAGGCCGUGGACGGCCAGCUUGGCGACGAGGAGCUGCAGAACGUCAAGGAACUCAAGAUGUACAUGCUGGAAGACGAGGGAGCCUGGGCCCUUGGAGAGAACUUCAUCAACUUCCUGGGUCGGAUUCUGCACGACAAGUCGCUGCCUCCGGCGGCACGUGUACACCUGCUGAACCUGCUGUCCGUGGCGACCACCAAGGACGACUUCAUCCUGAUCCUGCACCAGGACCGGCGUGAGCACGUGAUCAUGAACUACGCCGAUGACGUGGACCGGCUGCCUACUGAGGAACAGACCGCUCUGUCGCUGAUGUUUGCCAACAUGUUUGACCAGAACGGCAGCAGCGAGUGGCUCCUGUACAUCUCCGAGUGGCAGAGCCCGCACAACAACAUGCCCAUCUCCAACAUUCGAGUCACCACUAAGGUGGCAGUGAACGCGCUGCUGGCCGACAGCGCCGAGAUGCAGGACCGCGGCACGGCCAUCAUGUACAACCUGGCGGUGAAGGAGGUAAAAACCGUGAAACUGAAAACUAACAUGAACAUGCGCAAAAUGAUGCCCGCUGGCAGCCUGAACAAGGUGUUUGAUGACGUGGCCACGGAACUGGCGAUGGCCAUUCUGCAGUACUUCCAGACGUCGCCACCAGAGGAGCGACUCUACAGGUGUAUGCGCGCCCUGGCCAAAUUCGCCCAGGUCUCCUACAACGAUGUGCCUCAGCUGAUCAAAAUGAUCGGGCCGGAGCCGGGAAAGUUCCGCGGUCAAUCGGCGAGGACCGACGAAUUGAUCGCGGAGUUGGAGACUCGCCUGGCACGGGUGCAGAUGUAGACUCGAGUCAGCGAGUCAGCGAGUCAGCGAGUCACGGAGUCAGCGAGUCGCAGAGUCAGCGCCCCCGGCCAGGAAGACGUACAGUCGGGAGGCAGGACGGUGCGCUGAUGUGGAAAAAGGAGAAGGUGCUCAGAGUUGGUGUGCUAGGGGUCACUCAGCUGAGCGGAAGGGGUGAUUUUGGGUCACGAGGCAGCCGCGUGUGACGUUGAAAAGGAUGAGCGGCCAUGUGCGGGUUAGUGAAUUCGCUUGAGGCGUGCGUGUGUUGAGUGACUUGGCUCAAAAUGAUGAAUUUGUUUGGUUUCGCUAUUUGGGGGCUUUUUAUGAAAAUCUAACGUCGCAUGGUAACAUACGGUCGCAGUCUUUCAUAAUGUAGCUCAAUUGCGACGAAUUAAUUACGAAAAGGGCAAAGGCAUUGAUUAGGCUGGCAAUGUCAUAUCUAUAGCAUGCCCAGGAGUCCCUCAUGAGCUAUCCUCAAAGCAAGCUUCAAAGGGCUGUAGCUUUGCGCUACAGCCCUAUAAUAAUAAAUAUAUAAUAAAACACCCAGAACAGCCACCAAAACAUCAAAGUCAGGGGACAAAAACUGACACUUGGAGCGUGUGUUUCCUGACAAGGAAAUUUCAGUUAUAUCUGAAAAGUAUGUUUGUCUAAUUCUAUGUUUGUGCGAGAUGUGCGGUUGUGUUUGUUAUUGCGUAGGUGUGCGGCUGUAUGCCACCUGAAGUGUUGUACAUUUAUAACGCGCCUUCGAUAUUGCGUCGUUAUUUGACGAUAUUGUGCCUGUCGUGUGCUCUAUUAACGUGACAUGCUCGUCGGGUCGUGCCGGACUAACGCAUCACUCUCGUCGCCGAAUCGCUUCUCGGCGAUAGAGGCAGGAUGCACGUAACGCUAAUUAAAGCGACUUCGCUUCAGGUUGGCUUCAGGGCUUCGUUCCCGGCUACCGGUCUCGAACAUCGAUCAUUUCAGGCGCUCUAUCUACUGUGUGUUCUUCUAGUCCGGGCUCCGGGCCCGUCCGCCGCGCUCAACUGGCCACUCUAACCGUGUCUGCCGCGCGCAUAAGCUGCGGCUCUGAUCGUGCAGGCGCCAUGCUGUUUUUUACAUAAACUCUCCCUAGUGA